Molecule: messenger RNA, 2476 nt
Organism: Ochlerotatus camptorhynchus
Lineage: Eukaryota; Metazoa; Arthropoda; Insecta; Diptera; Culicidae
Gene: E(z)
Product: histone-lysine N-methyltransferase E(z)
Exons: 6
Coding region: 140-2404 (754 amino acids)
Biological process (GO): heterochromatin formation
Cellular component (GO): ESC/E(Z) complex; nucleus
Molecular function (GO): histone H3K27 methyltransferase activity; protein binding; chromatin binding
Source: RefSeq, a predicted model, not a curated record
GCCGCUCAAAGCUAGCAGCAAUUUUCCGCGUUUUUCGCGUCUGCUGUUUGCUGUUCAUAAAAUUAGUUUUAAACGCCUUUUUCAUGGAAAAUAUCUAGUGUUAUUCAAUUGACUGUGCGUGCUGUGAUUGAGGAAAACUAUGAUGGCCAAGGCCAAGCUAACACUCGACUGGAAGAAGCGGGUCAAGUCGGAGUAUAUGAAAAUCCGUGCCAGCAAGAGGCACAAAAGAGCGGACGAGGUCAAGACGGCUUGGAACCGUAAUCGUCAGAAGCUUCUGGAUCUGCUGGUGAAGGAAAAUGAUACGUGGCUGUCGACCAAUGCAACUUGGGUGCAGAAUGAGACUGAACUUCCCCAUGUGGAGUGCAUGAAGAAGGCUGAAAUUGUAAACCAUGAAGGAGUCCAUCAAACGAUUCCGAUUCGGGUGAUCACUGCCGUGACCCCUAUACCGACCAUGUACACAUGGGCUCCGACUCAGCAAAAUUUCAUGGUUGAAGAUGAAACCGUUUUGCACAAUAUCCCGUACAUGGGCGACGAAGUGCUGGACCAGGAUGGUUCGUUUAUUGAAGAACUGAUUAAAAAUUACGACGGAAAAGUACAUGGAGACAAGGAGGGUGGCUUUAUAGAUGAUUCGAUUUUCGUUGAAUUGGUUCAUGCGUUGAUGCAGUACACGGGAAGGGACGUGGACUCCAGCAGCAACGAUAGUACCAAGGUUACCAGAAAGACUGCCAUGGAUGAGACUGCCAAAGAUUCCCAGCCUUCCACCUCCAAGGCUACUAAAGGGAAAGGUGAUAAAGAUGAUAGUAAUACUGCUGCGGAUACUGCGAAAGAUGAAACACUGCCCAAACUCAAGCUGGAACCGUUUGUAGUUGUUAAGAAGGAAGUUAUCGAUGAGAAGCCCUUCCCUCCACCGAUAAUCUUCCAAGCUGUUAGCUCUCAGUUUCCCGACCACGGUACGCCGGAGGAAUUGCGUGAGAAAUACAUUGAGCUUACUGAGCGCGUUGAUCCGGAACGUCCACCGGAGUGUACUCCCAACAUCGACGGGAAGCGUGCUGAAUCCGUAUCGAGGGAGCAAACGCUCCAUUCCUAUCACACGCUGUUCUGUCGACGUUGUUUCAAAUAUGACUGUUUCUUGCACCGUCUCCAAGCUUGUCAUCCGGGACCAAAUCUGCAAAAGCGACGCUGGCCGGAGUUGAAGCAGCACACGAAGCCAUGCAGUACGGCUUGUUAUAUGUUGCUGGACGGCAUGAAGGAACGCCUGGCCGUGGACAACAAGAACAAAACCCCGAUGGACUCGGGCAACGAAGCCAGUUCUGAGGACAGCAACGACAGUAGCCGGUACAGCAAGGAAGCUCCCUUUGGGUCCACCAAGGACUCGUCCUGCAAUGGCCAACGGGGCAACGGUAGUGGGUCCGUCAACAAUUCGGCAACCCUGCUCAAUCUGCUCGAAGCUGCCGACGAAGAAUGGAACGGCUCGGACAAGUCGUUCUUCCGGACGCUGCACAAGGUUUACCUGAACAACUACUGUGCCAUUGCGGAGGCAAUGCUGAUGAAAACCUGCCAACAGGUGUACAUGUUCGCCCAGAAGGAGGCGGCCGAUAUUCCGUUGAUCGAAGCCAACAAGGACAACACACCUCCGCGAAAGAAGAAAAAGAAGCACCGGCUGUGGUCGAUGCAUUGCCGCAAGAUUCAACUGAAGAAGGAUUCCAGCUCGAAUCACGUGUUCAACUUCACCCCGUGCGAUCAUCCGGGACAGUGCGACGCCAACUGCCCAUGCAUUGGAGCGCAAAACUUUUGCGAAAAGUUCUGCAACUGUAGCAGCGAUUGCCAGAAUCGCUUCCCGGGAUGUCGCUGCAAGGCCCAGUGCAACACGAAACAAUGCCCAUGCUAUUUGGCCGUUCGCGAAUGCGAUCCGGAUCUGUGCCAGACAUGCGGUGCAGAACACUAUGAGAUCUCGAAGAUUACUUGCAAGAAUGUUAGCGUUCAGCGGGCGUUGCACAAACAUCUUCUCAUGGCCCCGUCGGACGUUGCCGGUUGGGGAAUAUUCCUGAAGGAAAGCGCCCAGAAGAACGAAUUCAUAUCGGAGUACUGCGGUGAAAUUAUCUCGCAGGACGAGGCGGAUCGCCGGGGCAAGGUUUACGACAAGUACAUGUGCAGUUUCCUGUUCAACUUAAACAAUGAUUUCGUGGUAGACGCCACUCGCAAGGGCAACAAGAUUCGCUUCGCCAACCAUUCGAUCAACCCCAACUGCUACGCCAAGGUGAUGAUGGUGAACGGAGACCACCGGAUCGGAAUCUUCGCCAAGCGAGCCAUUCAACCGGGCGAGGAACUGUUCUUCGACUAUAGAUAUGGGCCAACGGAGCAGCUCAAGUUCGUCGGCAUCGAGCGGGAAAUGGAAUUUCUCUAAAUAAACGCCUGGAACACAUAGGGAUACAUUUUAUGACCGAAAGAUGUAAUAUUAGAACUCGAUGGCAGAUUG